Messenger RNA from Nematostella vectensis (starlet sea anemone), 1897 nucleotides. Its product is annotated as coiled-coil domain-containing protein 24. The coding region runs from base 184 to 1296 and encodes 370 amino acids. NCBI's taxonomy places the organism in Eukaryota, Metazoa, Cnidaria, Anthozoa, Actiniaria, Edwardsiidae. The transcript is spliced from 10 exons. The record is from RefSeq and is a predicted model, not a curated record.
ACGGCUGCUCAGCUUUUACCUCUAAGCAACAAAGAUGGCGUCCAUGUUUGUUAUAAAUGUGAUUCUGUUAAUGAUCGCAUAAUUCCUCAAGUAGGGCCGCAAAACGAGACUAAGGAGUUUGAUUAAGUUAACUACCUGACAAAAUGUCAUGAUUUUGUAACGUUAUUUGUUUUAAUUCGUGGUAUGUCUUCGUCUAACUCUUCCCAUCCUAUGGACUGGACAUUUAGCGAGUUUGAAAUCCAGCCUUCACUCUGGAAACUUAUUGAAGAGUUUGUAGCAAAAAGCGAAAGACCUGAAAUCAAGGAAGUUUUGGGGGAAGACCUGGUUGAAGAGACUGUAGAGCUCCAUAAUGAGGCAACAUCAUUAUUAGAAAUUUGGAGAGAAUACCAUGAAGAGACAGACAGGGAAGAAAGAGAGGUUGCAUUGAACAGACACUUGAGUAGACUACCAGAACCUCCUCUUAUCAGGGAGAACCUGAAAAAAGAGAUCAUGAUGUUUGUUGGGAUGCUGCAACAACGAGCAGAAGAGGAGGGGAGGCAGUCAUCUUCUGUGCUCUCAAAGAAGGAUAAUGAAAUUGUGGAUUAUGUUAUGGAAAGGCCAGAGGCUACUGUAAAAAGGUGCCGCAGUGCAUCCAGUCGACCAUCAACAGCAGCCAGCUCGCAAGACGGCCGUCAGACACCCAUGAGAGCCACACCUAGUAGUGAAGGAAGCAGAUGUACUUCCUCUUUGAGUGAUCACUUGGAAUCUAUGAAUGACAAGCUGAAUGCUCUUGAGAUUGAUAGAAUAACAGACCAUCUGAGAAGCUUACUCCUUGAAGAGAAGCAAAGACUGUCUGAUGAUAUUUCCUUUCUACAAGAGUGUCUAGUUGAGGAGUCAGAUUAUAGGCAACAAGUAAUGGCAUCACCUGACCCCGAGCCAUCUAUCAAAGAACUACGAGAACUUGGAACAAGGCUUGAGAAAGAACUUUUAAGCAAACCCACAGUCAAUCAAACGUCACCAAAACAUAAGCCUGUUAGAUUCAAGCAGACUUCCCUUGAGGAAACUUCACUUGACAACAACAGAAAUCGAGCUAGACAAGCAGUGCCAAAGCCUCCCAUGUCACCCCCUGACAGGCAGGGCCAAGCAUCACUACAAAUGAGGAGCUUUACUGUGAAAGCCAGUAAUGUAAAGGGCUCAGCAAACAGUAACCGCAAUGUACCAUCUCCUCCAAACUCUGCCAAGUCACAUGGGCCAAGACCUGGAUCCUCCACACGCUUCCGCAAGAUGAUCAUUGAUGUUCGAAACUCAACAACAUAAAUGCAGUUACUACCCCUUUGGCAUACUGUUACUUUGAUAUAGUAAAGAGUAUCAGACACUGAUGAUCCACCGGUGACAAGUGAGGCUUUCAUUUUUUUUCUUGGAGGGGGGGGGGGGGAGGGUAAUAGAGGUGCACAUAACCCCUUCACCCACCUCUACAUUGUUUACCCUAGCUAUUGGAAGUGGUGUAUAUGAGACCAUCGACCCCAAGACGCACCCUUCCUUUUCCAUUAAUCUUGUUCUUCUUUACUUACAACGUAGGUCUUUACCCUGAUUUUAUGGGGUUUGCAAGAGAAGAGUUUUUUGCCAUGUGGCAAGCAAAGCUGGGAAGAUAGUUACUUGGUAUCGAAGAUCGUAGAUCGCGCGAAAGUGGCCCUAAAGAUCUUGUAUUCAUUUGUUGUUGAGUUUUUUGAACAUCUGUGUGAUCAGACAAUUUAUACGGCAGAAAAAUAUGUCGAAUUUCGGUUUUGAGAGAUUGUAAAUAUAUCUUAUUUAUUGCUGGUAAGCAUUGUAUAAAGAAAGGUAACAAACUGUGUGCAGUUUUACAAAAGUUGACGAAAAAGUUAUUUUAUUAAAAAAGAUUUGUGUGCAGGUUAAUUAA